Messenger RNA from Phytophthora nicotianae INRA-310, 1925 nucleotides. RefSeq names its product glutamate decarboxylase. Lineage: Eukaryota; Oomycota; Peronosporomycetes; Peronosporales; Peronosporaceae. Gene Ontology annotation, biological process: L-glutamate catabolic process. The record is from RefSeq and is a predicted model, not a curated record. Gene Ontology annotation, molecular function: pyridoxal phosphate binding; glutamate decarboxylase activity. The transcript has a single exon. Gene Ontology annotation, cellular component: cytosol. Bases 290 to 1771 code for a protein of 493 amino acids.
UUGCCGUCAUCCGUCCCGUUAUCCAAGCUGGAUGUGUCAUUCUAGAACUGAUUUGCGUGCGUAUUUGCUGCGCCUGAGCACCGGCAUCCUGGCAUGAUUUUGAAGCACAAAAAUGAAUCUCGGAUCAAAGUGCACAGCGGCUAUCUUGGCACUUGCAAUUUGUAUGCUCUUCACUAAGUACGAUAGUGACGCAGGUGGUUGAAGGUGAAAAGAUCGCAGCCACCACCGUCUCAUUUCCGAUUUUGCCGGCUUCCGACCAAGUUCUCCCACUCUCGUCUCAAUUCGCACCAUGCAAGUGAGCACGCGCAAAUAUUCUGGCGACGCUGGCGACACGAAGCCGGAGACGGAGGCCGUGUACGGCCACCCGCUCAUGUGCGCGAGUCUGCCCUCGGACGUGUUCCCGCAGCGCUCUGUGCCCCCGCGCGUGGCGCACCAACUCAUUAAGGACGAGUUGGCGCUGGACGGCAACCCCAAGAUGAACCUCGCGUCCUUCGUGACCACGUACAUGGAGCCCGAGGCCGAGGACCUCAUGGUCGAGGGGCUGCGCAAGAACUACAUCGAUCUGGACCAGUACCCGCAGACGGCCGAGAUCCACAACCGCUGCGUGACCAUGUUGGCCAAUCUGUACCACGCGCCGCUGGAGCCCGGCCAAAAGGCCACGGGCACGGGCUGCAUCGGCUCCUCGGAGGCCAUCAUGCUGGCCGGCCUGGCCAUGAAGCGCAAGUGGAAGGACCGCCGUGUCGCCGCCGGCCUGCCGUACGACAAGCCCAACAUGGUCUUCGGCUCGAACGUGCAGGUCUGCUGGCACAAGAUGUGCAAGUACUUCGAGAUCGAAAUCCGCGAGGCUGAUGUGUCCCCGGACUGCCUCGUGCUGACGGCCAAUCGCGCACGUGCCCUGCUCGACGAGAACACCAUCGGCGUCAGCGCCAUUCUGGGCAGCACGUUCAACGGCGAGUACGAGGACGUCAAGGCCAUCCACGACAUGUUGGUAGAAGAGAAUGAGCGCAACGGUUGGAACAUCCCGCUGCACGUGGACGCGGCCAGCGGCGGCUUCAUCGCCCCGUUCCUCAGCCCUGAGCUCGAGUGGGACUUCCGUCUGCCCAACGUUAAGAGCAUCAACGUCAGUGGCCACAAAUUCGGCCUGGUGUACGCCGGCAUGGGCUGGGCAUUGUGGCGUGAGCCCGAAGAUCUCCCGGAAGACCUGGUGUUCCACGUCAACUACUUGGGUGGAGACCAGUCGUCCUUCACUCUCAACUUCUCUAAGGGAGCAGGCAACGUGGUGGCCCAGUACUACAACAUGUUGCGGUUCGGAUUCGAGGGAUACCGUCGUAUUAUGGAGGCCAGUAUGGAGAACGCACAGCUGCUGCGUGGAGCGCUAGUGGCCACGGGUCACUUCCGUAUUGUGGACAAGCAGCACAUGCCUCUAGUGGCGUUUGCACUGAUCGAUUCGUCCCGUUACACGUGCUUCGACAUCCAAGACAAGCUCAAGAGCCGUGGAUGGAUCGUCCCGGCCUACACUUGCUCCAGUGGUGCAGAGUCUCUGGCUAUCAUGCGUGUAGUUGUCAAGCAGAACUUCUCGUCGCACAUGGCCAACAUGUUGGUGCAGGACAUCAUGAAGGCCAUCGAAGUACUGGAGAAACACCACGUCUUGGUGGACACGGCCAUGUCGUCGCCCAAGGCCGAGAAGAAGCACUUCAGGGACAUUGUCCACUCGCUCCAGGCCAACCUCAAGCACCAAAAGUCGGGCCUUACGACGCACGGUGUGUGCUAGAACUGUUCUAGCACACUAUAGCGCCUGCAGACACGCUCAAAGUGCUGCUUCUUUCGCGCAUUUUAGCUGUAGUUUCUACAUGUAGCAGUGAACGACGCGCAGUUCACUUUUCGCAAGGAAAACUAAACAUAACAUGCAAGUAUUCAGUCUUCAU